Molecule: messenger RNA, 4083 nt
Organism: Argiope bruennichi
Lineage: Eukaryota; Metazoa; Arthropoda; Arachnida; Araneae; Araneidae
Gene: Taf10
Product: transcription initiation factor TFIID subunit 10-like
Exons: 5
Coding region: 163-621 (152 amino acids)
Biological process (GO): transcription initiation at RNA polymerase II promoter
Cellular component (GO): SAGA complex; nucleus; transcription factor TFIID complex
Molecular function (GO): promoter-specific chromatin binding; RNA polymerase II general transcription initiation factor activity; protein heterodimerization activity
Source: RefSeq, a predicted model, not a curated record
UCAGGUCCGUGGAGACGCGUUUUCUGUUGAUAUUGCCACUCGCCGAAACACGCUCUAAGCAAUUGUUCGGGUGUAUCAAUCUGCGUUGGCAAACCAACAUUGUAUUGUUCCUUUAACAAAUAUCUUUUGUUUAAUGAACUGAAAAGAAAAAAAAGUUCAACAAUGGCCUCAAAUGCACCUAACUCAAGUCAGUCAGUUGACAAUCAGUCAGAAAUUGUGGAUGUACAUACCGAUCAACCUGAAGCUAUAGCUUCUUCUUCUUCAGCAUGUUCCCAACCUAGCACAUCUUCAGUUCCUAGGACUGCAGGAGAAUCAUUGUCCGAGUUUGUCCUUCAAUUAGAUGAAUAUACACCAACAAUGCCAGACCCUGUUGUUUCUUACUUCAUGCACUCAGCUGGGUUUUCUUCUACUGAUCCUAGGAUCAUUAGGUUGAUAUCAAUUGCUGCACAGAAAUUUGUGUCGGAUAUUGCAAAUGAUGCAUUACAACAUUGUAAAAUGAGGGGUGCUGGCCAGACAAAGAAGACAGCUAAAGAUAAAAGGUAUGUUCUGACAAUGGAAGAUCUUACCCCUGCAUUAGCAGAAUAUGGCAUCAAUGUAAAGAAACCUCACUAUUUUGCAUAAUGAUGAACUACAUGAUUUUCAUGUAUAAAUGUUUUUAGAUGUUACUCAUGUGUAUGAAAUUUGAAAGUAGAAAUAUUAUCUUAAUCUCAAGGAGGUAAAACAAAAGACCCUCUUUUAAUUAACACUGAAGCUGAUAUCAUUUUUUUCACCAUCUGAAUUUUAAAUAUACUUUUCUAUAUUUGUGAAAGUGAUAUAACAUCAGAAAAAUUUAGAUCUAUUUUAAAUGAUACAUUUAAGUUUUUGCUAAAGGGGGGGGGGAGAUUUUAUGUUAUGUUUAACUUUUUAGUACAAAUUUGUGAAUUUUGUGUCGUGCUUUAAAUCAUGAGAAGCUGGAAAAAAAUAUCAGAAAUCAAAAUCUGGAGAUAUUUGAUUUAUUUAUAGUUUUAAUAUUCUAUUGAUAUUUUGUCUAGAGUUUAUUUUUUUACUGUCAGAAAAAAAUUGUGCAAAAGAAGGGUAGAAAAGCUGUUAAGUUUCGUUCUGUAUCUUAGAUUAUUUCUUUUGUUUAAAGCUGUCUUUCUUUUUACUUAUUUAAUUCAUGAUUGUUUUGAAAUAUGUGUGUAGAUUUAUUUAUUUUUGUUUUGAAUUGCUUGUAACUUUUUCAUUCAAUUUUAAAACGCAUUAUGAGAGGUUGUUUGUAUUUUGAAAAUGAAACUUAUUAUUCAGUGUAUGCUUCAUGUUAUUUUUUCUCCCUUGUAUAAAGAUGAUCUAAUAAUUAUAGCUAAAUAUGGUUUUAACUACAGUAAUUCAUAUUAUUGAACAAUUUUACUUCUUCAAAUACUCAUUAAACAUUAUUAUUCUUGCAAAUUUAAUCUGUGAUAUUAUUAAAUGCUUGUAUUAUAUUAUACUAUUGUAAUUGCAUGUAUGAUUAUUUUCAGCGUUUAAUUUUGAGGAAAUCGAUAUUAAAUCAAGGGUUUAAAAUUUAUUUACAGACGUUAUUUUAAAUCUUUAUGCAUAGUAAAACAAUUUUUUAUAACAGAAUAAUUUGUGGUAUUUAAAAAGCAAUCAGAAUUUUAUUUUUGCCUCUAAAAGCUUAUUGAAAAAAUGUUCAGUUGUUUUCAUGACUUUGCAAUUACUCUAAUUGAAUACUCGCUCUCAUCAUUAAUACUAUUGCUGAAAUUAUGAAUCUGAAAUAUUUGUUGCUUUGAAAAUAAAAAUAUAUAUCUAAGUUAUUCAUAUACAUGUUCAUCGUUUUGAUUAAAAGAUUUAUCAUGCAAAAAUAAUUUAUGAUCAUAACUUAUUAUUAAUUUUUUUUAUUUUUAGAAGAUUUCGCUCAAAUUGUGUAGAAUCAAAGUUGUACAUGAUUAGUAUAUAAUUUGUAGAACUUCAUUGAAGAUGAAUUUGGUGACUUCAUUGUAUUAAACAAUGAUAUAUUUGAUUAGACAUUAAAAAAAAUUAAAAAUCAUAUAUUUGUCUAUUAGUAAAUCCAAAGAAAUCCUGGUUUGCAAGAACAAUGUCAGCAAGUAUAACAGAUAUUUUUCCUUUCCUUGUUAUAAAUCCCAAAUGGUUAUCGUUAUAAAAUGGUCCCUAAAAACACCGUUUUGGCAGUUUAUUUCAGUCUUAUAAUUGGUGCCCUGUGCAAAACUGCCUAUUACAAAUUAUCUCAUAAUUGGCAUCUAAUAAUUUCAUCCAAAUAUAUGUUAAAAAUUAUAGAAAAAGCGUACUUAUUUUUUGUGUACAGCAGUUUCUUUCAUUUUUCAUUUUUAAUUUAUUUUCUCAUUUUAAAUAUAAUCUAAACAAUAUGUCUGCUUUGAAUCAAAAAUAUUAUGGAAAUAUAUAAUAGUUCUAAAAUAUUUCUAAUAAUUUAACAUUUAAAAAUACUUACAAUUUACUUAAAUUACAGUUUUUUUUUUUUUUUUUGAGUAACUAAUUGGUUUGAUAAUUUAUGCUUAAAAAUCGUUAUUUCCAUUUAAGUUACUGUAAUUUAAAUGAAAUCUAUGAAUUUGCUUUCUUAAAUAUUAUUUUAAAUCUAAAUACAUUAUGAAUAACUGAGGGUGGAAAAAGUUCCUUGUUCAUCCAAAUAUAUAUUAAGGAAAAAUUAUCUUCAUUUAUUUCCUUUCAAUGUAUAAAAUUUUUAACAACUGUUCCUUGUAUGUUAUGUGAAGCUAAUAAUGUUUCUGUAAUAAUGUACUGUUUGUUUCAGUAUUCACAUUUAUUGAAUAAAUAUAACAUUUGAACAAGGUGGCUCCAAAUAUUUGUAAUAAUUAUCUAAAGUUAUUGUAAACUGAUAUAUAUUAUUAUAGAAUACUCCACAAAACUCAUUUCUACCUCAAAAUUAUAUUCAUGUAUAUUGAUAAAACCUGCUUUAAUGUCCUAUUCAGCAUUAAUUUCAAAUUAAUAUAAGCGUAUUUUCUUUAUAGACUACUUUGUUAAGCUUAAAGAAGUAUUUUUCUUUUAUUGUUCUGUAACUUAAAAGGCAUUUUAAUAAUUUUAACUCUUUCUUCAUUUUCAGAAAAUCAAGGUAAUGAUUUUCUAUGUUGUGUAUUUUCUUUUAGUGCAUUUUUUAAAAAUUAUUAAGGUUUUUGGUUGCUUCUUAGAAAUUGUAUUAUAUUAUCAUUUAUUUGUUAUUGUCAAAUUUAUUUUAAACUAAUAAUUUACUGGUACUUUUCUUAUUUUGCUUAAAGUUUUUUUUUUUUUUUUUUUUUCCUUUUGUCUUUUUUAACCAAAUAUAGCUGGAAUGGAUUUCAUUCUUAUGGAUAUUUAUUUCUGGAUGUACUACUAGCAUUUAUCGGAUGUUUCUGCUAUUGUUGUGUAAACAAAGUUUUAUUUGUUUUCUCUUUGUCUCUUUCUUUCUUUUUCAAUUCAUUUAUUAACACAUUAUUAAAAGCUUCUCUAUUUUUAGAAGUACCUGAAAAUUCAUUUGUUAAUCUGUUUUAAAGUUUGUUUUUGUGUAACUGUUAGGAUCUUCUGUUCUAAUUAUAAAUCUUCCAUUUAUUGUUUUAAAAAAGGAAGAAGGAUUAAUUUAAAAACUAGUCGGAAAACAAGUUUUCUCUAUAAUGUUAAUACAUCGUGUUAAUCUUAUAUUAUAAGAAAUGAGUGUUUUUUUCCCUCCCAUUUUUAUAAUUUUACUUAAUACCCCUUAUUUAGUUGGAAUUCCUCUAAUGAAUACGAGACCAAAAUUUAAUUUACUUUUGAAGAGUAAAAGAUUGUCUUUUGAAUUAAUUUUUAUUAUUUAAUUUAUAUAAGGUGCAAAAUUUCUCUUUUAAUUUUUUAAAACUAUAUUUUUUAAGAUUUCUCUGUUCAAGUAAAUUCAAAGUGCCAAAUAUUUAUUUAUAUUAUUAAACUGAAUAGAAACAGGCAUGUGUAAAGCUUUCAUAUCUAUCAUACUGAAUAGAAACAAGCAUGUGUAAAGCUUUCACUCGAGGCUUACCUUUCAUUUGUCAAUUAAGAUUUUAUUUGUAAUGAAACCUGAAUUUGGAAUCUGCAUGUUUUUCAUCUUCUGUAAUAAAUGUGUAUAUUGUGGUA